GGCCGACAUUGCGCGCCAUUCUUUGGCACCAACGGCCGACAUUGCGCGCCGUUCCUCGGCAACGACAGCCGGCAUUGCGCGCCAUUAUUUGGCCACGACCGCCGGCAUUGCGCGCCAUUUGGUAACGAGGGCAUUGCGCGCCAUUAUUUGGCAACGGCGGUCGGCAUCGCUCGCCAUUCUUUGUCUUUGACAACAACAACAACAACAGCCAGCAAUAUGGGCGGGCAGGACCGAUCUGCAUGCGCUGACAAGGAUGCCAAGUCAGCAAUCAAUGUGGCCACGUCAGGUUUGUUUCAUCCUUUAGUGAAUGGCGCUCGAAAGGCGGCUCGGCUAAGAGAACUGUUGACGUCAGUGCCGGGUCUUCAUCAGGCCCCCUGUUGUCACGACGCAAUCAGCGCGAGAAUGGUGGAGAUGGCCGGAUUUGAACUCUCGCUGAUGAGCGGCUUCUGCGUUUCUGCCUCUCGGAUUGGCAUGCCCGAUUGCGGGGUGAUUUCUUACGGGGAGAACGUGGAACAGGCCUCCCUGAUUGCCUCGGCGGUGUCGAUCCCGAUCAUUGGGGAUGCCGAUACCGGCUUCGGCAAUCCCGUGAAUGUGAAGAGGACUGUUCGAGGGUACAUGCAGGCGGGCGUUGCUGGGAUCCUGAUUGAAGAUCAAGUCAUGCCCAAGGCCUGCGGACAUACCAAGGGGAAAGGAGUUGUAUCCAGGGAGGAGGCCGUGAUGAGAAUACGAGCGGCCGUGGAUGCACGGGAUGAAUGUGAUGGGGAUAUUGUUAUCGUUGCCAGGUCAGACGCAAGGCAGGCUGUGUCAUUCGAAGAGGCGUUGUGGAGAGUUCAGGCUUUUGCCGACGCGGGAGCGGACGUGGUUUUCAUCGACGCCCUUGCCUCUGUGGAGGAGAUGAAGAGCUUCUGUAGAGACGUGUGUCCUGGGACUCCGAAAAUGGCAAACAUGUUGGAAGGUGGGGGGAAAACGCCCAUCCUGAACCCCAAAGAACUGGAGGAGGUGGGGUUCAAGGCAGUGGUUUAUCCAUUGUCCCUGCUGGCGGUUUCUGUGCGGGCCAUGCAAAAUGCGCUGCAGACACUGAAGAAGGGAGAAAUGCCGCCCCCGUCAGUUCUCCCGUCCUUCGAAGAAUUCAAGGACAUUGUUGGCUUCAACAAAUACUAUGCAGAAGAGGAGCGCUAUCGAAUUAAGUGAGCGCGUGCUUGGCAUUCUCGGCGUCCUAACGGUUGUGAUAGAGUGAUCAGUCAGCAAGAGCUUGAUCUGUUGCGGACCCGUUUUCCAGCAAGUCCUCCUCCCCACCAAUAUAGAUCGGUGCUUUAAACAAAAAAAGUAAAAAAAGUUUUGACUG
Molecule: messenger RNA, 1345 nt
Organism: Chara braunii
Lineage: Eukaryota; Viridiplantae; Streptophyta; Charophyceae; Charales; Characeae
Source: the annotation of a GenBank genome assembly